This is a messenger RNA of Cuscuta campestris, 938 nucleotides long. Lineage: Eukaryota; Viridiplantae; Streptophyta; Magnoliopsida; Solanales; Convolvulaceae. The record is from the annotation of a GenBank genome assembly.
CAAAAUUGGAGUGCAUUUGUCAAUUCCCAAAAAAACCCCAAUCGUUUUGUUCUUCCUAGUUCGUCGGCGCCGACGCGCCGUCCUCCGAUUCUUCCACUUUUUGCAGCCGCAGCUUAGCAGGUCCAGGUCCUCAGAGUACUAAGGGGAUGGAGAGGAUGACUUCAACGGAUAUAAUGGAUCAGGAUGAAUGUGCAAAUGAUGUUAGAGCAACUAAGAAUGACGAAGUAGAUGAGAACGAGAAUGAGCCGUGGUACGAAGACGACGGAUCAUCAUCUGGCAAUCCUUUUGGAGCAGCGGACAAUCCAUCGGAUUUGGACAGGGAGUGGCAGAGGUUGCAUGACCAAUUCCAUACGAUGGGAUAUCGUGAUGGUCUUAUAGCAGGAAAGGAAUCUUCUGCUCAAAAAGGGUUUAAUGCUGGUUUUAUAGAAUCAGUAUAUGUUGGAUACAACUGGGGUGUACUCAAAGGCGUAAUCGGGGCUUUGGGUUGCCUUCCCCGUGAAUUGCAAGAGAGGAUGAUAACAGAGGAAAGUAGAAUGAAGUUCAACAAGCUUCAAGAAUCUCUGCAGUCCGUUUCUACAGUGGAGGAUGCGUUGAGGAUGUUUGGUGAAUCACUGUCAAACAGAUCGUUACCCGAACCAACCGUUGAAUCUUCGCAAGACCGAAUAUCUAAAGAUUGUUUCCAAAAUUACCAAUGUGAGUUCGAAUCGCUUAUGCGUGAAUUGCCUGCUGUGAUAUUGCACUCAGAUGCAAGCUAGUAUUACUUGUGUUGUGUUUUUGCCCUUUUUGUGAAAUAUUUCUGCUGCUUGUAAAGCAAGUGUUUACACUCACAAGAAUAAUGCCCCCUUAUCUAUGAUCCCUACAGUGGCCAUGAAUUUUUGUACUCUUACUUUGCAUAUUUGACUUUACUUGGUCAACCUUUAUAAACUUUAACCUAAUUU